Argentina anserina (silverweed cinquefoil) is the source of this 4929-nucleotide messenger RNA. RefSeq lists its product as uncharacterized. The record is from RefSeq and is a predicted model, not a curated record. NCBI's taxonomy places the organism in Eukaryota, Viridiplantae, Streptophyta, Magnoliopsida, Rosales, Rosaceae. Bases 190 to 3786 code for a protein of 1198 amino acids. The transcript is spliced from 18 exons.
CACCACCCCCACCCCCCAAAUCUCCAUCCUUAUUCUUCUUCUUCUUCAUUUCCCAAGUUCAAUGAACACAGAGAACCAACUCGGAUUCGUUACAAUCCCAUAGGAUUCAUCUCUAAAUGUAACAGAGGAGAGAGUGUUCACACCACUGUGAAAAUUCCACUUCACUAGGAGAUUCCGAGAGAUUCGGUCAUGUCGUCGGUCUACAGUCCGGGCCGGAGCCCCGGGAGCUCGCGGCUCCAGGUCGGCGGCGGCGGAGGCGUCUCGCGGCUGAGAUCUUCGUCCAUGAAGAAGCCGCCGGAGCCGCUGCGGCGCUCGGUGGCGGAUUGUCUGGCGUCGUCGGCGGCGAGCUCGCACCAUGCCACCACUUCCUCCAGUGUGCUCCUCUCCGAAGCUUCCAGAAUUCUCAGGGAUUAUUUGGCAUCCCCAACAACGAUGGACUUAUCUUACAGUGUGAUUUUAGAACAUACCAUUGCUGAGAGGGAGCGCAGCCCUGCAGUUGUCGCAAGGUGCGUGGCACUUUUGAAACGCUACCUCUUACGGUACAAACCCAGUGAAGAGACAUUACUGCAGAUUGAUCGGUUUUGUGUAAACACUAUUGCCGAAUGUGAUAUGGGUCCCAACCGGAAAUUGACUCCUUGGUCACAGUCGCUUGCAUCAACAGCAUCUACAAAUAUUCCCCCUUUGUCUGUACCUAGUUUUGCUUCUGGGACUCUUGUAAAGUCAUUGAACUAUGUGCGGUCUCUGGUGUCUCAACAUCUUCCAAGGCGAUCAUUCCACCCAGGUGCUUUUUCUGGAGGCCUGUCUGCAACCAGACAAUCCCUUCCUAGUUUGUCUUCUUUGUUGAGUAGAUCCUUCAAUGGGCAGCUAAGCCCUGCACAUAGUGGGGAAUCUUCAGAGAAUAAAGAUGUCACACCUAUGUCUAUUUUGAACCUAUCAAAUACUGAAAAGGUUGAUGGAAUGAAAGAUCUUGAAUACCUUGCACUCGACGUUCUUAGGUGGCGCUGGCUCGGAGAACAGCAGUCAUCAUUAUUGCUACUGGAAAGUGAUCGCGUUGCAAAUUCCCAAGAAAUGAGAACAUAUAAUCUCCUAGAAGUAGGUGCAGCAGCUCUACUUGUAGGAGACGUGAAAGCUAAAAUGAAGGGUCAACCGUGGAAGUUCUUCGGAACGGCCGAUAUGCCUUAUCUUGAUCAACUGUUGCAACCUUCACCAGUAACUGCAAUUACUGAUUCAUCAGCAGCACGUGCCCACCUGAGGGCAAUAACAGCAUGUAAACGCACUAAAUCUGGCCCGAGUCAAAUAUGGGAUGAAUCUCCUGCGAGCACAUUUCGUCCACGGGCUAAACCGCUUUUUCAAUAUCGUCACUACAGUGAACAACAACCCCUGCGGUUGAAUCCAGCUGAGGUUUGUGAAGUCAUUGCUGCAGUUUGCUCCGAGGCAUCUUCACCCACUGCUAAUCUGAUGACAGUAUCAUCUAGAUUAAAUAAUAACUAUGGAAAGCCGUCGAUGGAUGCAGCAGUGAGCGUCUUAAUCAAACUUGUCAUUGACAUGUAUGUUUUGGAUCCUGGGACUGCUGCUCCUCUCACUCUGUCUAUGCUCCAGGAAAUGCUUAAUUCUCCAAUAGCAACGUGUAGAGUUCGUGCAUUUGAUUUCAUUUUGAACCUUGGAGUUCAUGCUCAUUUACUUGAGCCGAUGAUGACUGAUGACACUUCUACAAUUGAAGAAGAUUAUUCUCAAGAAUCAUAUUUUGAUAGUGAAGCUAAGCUUGCAACACAAGAAAUGAGAAGAUCAGAUUCUGUUUUUGCAGGCACUUUCUCAGCUAUUGACGAUUUUGAAACAUGGAUUUUGAAUAUUUUAUAUGAGAUUUUGCUUCUUCUUGUUCAGAUUGAAGAGAAAGAAGAAUCUGUGUGGGCUUCUGCUCUUAGCUGUUUGCUUUAUUUUGUCUGUGAUAGAGGCAAAAUAUUGAGAAACCGGAUAAAUGGACUUGACAUAAGGGUUGUUAAGGCUCUACUAGUAAGCAGCAGGAAGAAUUCUUGGGCAGAAGUAGUCCAUUGCAAGCUUAUUAGCAUGUUAGCAAACAUGUUUUAUCAAGUACCUCAAGAUGCAGAUGAGAAUGUUUCAAGUACCCGCCUAUUUGUUGUGGAGCAAGUUGAUCUGAUUGGUGGACUUGAGUUUAUUUUCCUUGAGUAUUCACUAGCAAAAUCAAAGGAUGAAAGGAGAAAUCUGUUUUUGGUGCUUUUCGACUAUGUUUUGCAUCAAAUUAAUGAAGCAUGCAUAGCUACAGGAGGCACAGAGUAUAGCGAUGAUGAGAUUCAACCUCUUGUUGCCCUUCUCACAAUGGCUGAUGCUUCUGAAGCCAUUUAUAUCUGUAUUAAGCUUGGGCUGAUUGGCAUUGGGGAACUUAUGAAGAAUUCUAUUUCUGAUGCAUUGUCUAGAUAUCCGAACAGUGAACGGCUAAAUUUGCUGUUGGAGAAUGUAAUGGAGAAAUUUGGGGCAACCAUAAGUUCAUUUACUCAUUUAGACACGGAGUUCUUCCAUAUGAUGCAGAUAACAAAAUCCUAUAAGUCCUUGGAUAGCAUUGAAGGUGCAGUUCUAAGAAAUGGCGUUGGCAUGAAAGCAAAGCUCUCGUGGGCUGUUUUGCAUUCGCUACUUCAUUCUGGGAACAUUGCAUACCAUCGUAAUGCAUAUGUCUGGUUAAGCGAUCUGCUUAUUGCAGAAAUUAGUGAUGAAAGGGAUUCAAGUAUAUGGUCAAAUAUUAAAACCAUGCAGCAGAAAAUUUUCCUUGCUGGUGUCCAUGAUUCUGCAGUUGCCUCAGAUGUUCCUGUGCCCAUUUGGCUUAUGUGUGGUCUCUUGAAAUCAAGGCACAGCAGCAUUAGAUGGGGUUUUCUGUUUGUUCUUGAAAGGCUUCUCAUGAGGUGUAAGAUUUUGUUAAAUGAAACUAAAACCCAGCAAUCACAUGACAGUGAUAUUGGGGAUAUGCACAAGGAUAAUCGUCUCGAGAAAGCUAAUGCAGUGAUAGACAUCAUGAGUAGUGCCUUGUCCUUGGUUUUUCAGAUAAAUGAGACAGAUCGCAUGAAUAUUCUGAAGAUGUGUGACAUACUAUUCUCUCAAUUGUGCUUAAAAGUUCCUCCUGCAAGUUCAACAGAGGUAGGAGAAGAUGCACAACGUGGUAGGGUUCUUUUUCGCAUGGAUGGUAAUAAGAAAGUUGAUGAUAAAGAGAAUUACCAGGAUGUCUGUACCGAAGGAACUGGUGGCAGAUCUAGCCAGGGUAACAACAAUCCUCUAGAGCAUGGGACAGAAUUGAUGGCAGCACUGCUUCUUCGAGGGCAGGCUAUAGUUCCCAUGCAAUUGGUUACACGUGUUCCUGCUGCUUUGUUAUAUUGGCCAUUGAUUCAACUUGCUGGUGCAGCUACGGAUAACAUAGCGUUGGGUAUAGCUGUUGGAAGCAAGGGACGCGGGAACCUUCCUGGGGCAACGUCUGACAUACGGGCUACCCUUCUAUUACUUCUUAUUGGUAAAUGUACUGCAGAUCCUACUGCUUUCCAGGAAGUUGGUGGGGAAGAAUUUUUUAGGGAACUCUUAGAUGAUACAGACUCAAGGGUAGCAUACUACUCCUCAGCCUUUCUUUUAAAGCGAAUGAUGACAGAGAAACCUGAAAAGUAUCAGCACAUGCUUCAGAAUCUUGUUGUUAGAGCUCAGCAGAGCAACAAUGAAAAGCUGUUAGAAAAUCCAUACCUGCAAAUGCGUGGCAUACUUCAGCUGGCCAACGAUCUAGGAACGGGGUUGUAAUCUGGCGAUGCCGAUUUGUAAAUGUUAUUCUCCUCAACCUUGUAGAAGAUGCUCCCAAGCUCAGAUUCAUGCUGCCAUUGUAAUGCUCAUGGUAUUUUCUGCUCGCACAAUUUGGCAAGUUCAGAAAGCAUAAUGCUUAGUGGGUUCUAAUUUAUAAAUGUACUUCAAGUGGCUGCGAUAUAGAUCUCAACUGUGUGAUUCUGGCCAAAAAUCAAUAAACCUGAGAGUAGGAGGUGCAUUCAUUUGGUUGGAUACUGCUGGAAACAUUUCCAAUGGAAUGCAUUUGCUCCAAGACUGGCAAUCAAGGGUUGUGCUUGCUAAGAUUAUUAGUAAAUAGUGAGCCAGAUUGAUAUCUACUCGCAGAUCUUCCUCUCCAGAUUAUUGUAUAGUUGUGUAAUGAGUUGUUGGUGGAGACAUCCUCUGUUUUGUAAAAUAUUGAGUUCAUGUUCAGCUGAAUGAUUCCAAGUGGAGGCUUGUUAGCAAAGAAGUUACAAGUCUGUUCAGGAAGUUUAGGACCUGUUCCUUGUUCUUCUGCCUUCCAUCCUGCCAAUGGACGUUGGGAGUUAUCAUGGCAGCCAUGCAGCUUAUCUCCAGGCUGUUAUUGUGUGCAUUACAGUGACAAGACACUCGGUGGAAACUCUUGGACUUAUACUCCAUGUACAGAAUCAAGAUUUCUAUUUCCCUCCAAGCCUACACAUAAUUUAUUUAUCAUUCCUGAAGGCAAAUCUUGAUGCUGCCUUUUAUGAAGGCAUACUCGAUUAUGACAUUCUUUUUGCAUAACCUAACAUAGAGGUUAAUUAUCUGACAGUAAUGGAAGCGAGUACGUAGUCAAUCUUGUCUCUUGUCUUGUAUGUUCAGCAGGGACUCUAAACAAGAGGGUAUCAGAGGGUAGACUGCAUGCCAUGAUUUCUAAUUCCAUUUUAUGUUGUGAGCAUCACAGAGUGUCCGUUUUUUCAGGGCUUCUCCAAGUGCUUGCUAUAAAUUUUAGACCUGCAUGGUUUACUUUUGACAUAAGCUGUUGAUUGUUGUAAAAUGGCUGUAGAGAAAUUUUGCUCAUGUAUGACAUCGAAGCGAUUGAUUUCCUAGCAAAAGUAUUGGUUUUAGUAUAAUUGUUUAAGCCUUUAAGGUUUUGUUUUUUUUUUU